Molecule: messenger RNA, 2102 nt
Organism: Archocentrus centrarchus (flier cichlid)
Lineage: Eukaryota; Metazoa; Chordata; Actinopteri; Cichliformes; Cichlidae
Product: methionine aminopeptidase 2-like
Exons: 11
Coding region: 24-1457 (477 amino acids)
Biological process (GO): proteolysis
Cellular component (GO): cytoplasm
Molecular function (GO): metalloaminopeptidase activity
Source: RefSeq, a predicted model, not a curated record
CUCUUCCAGCAGCGCCUGCGAUCAUGGCGGCCGUGUUAGCGGAGCGGGUAGCAGAGCAGAAAGCGGUUCUAGACCGGGAGGUGAACGGGGAGGCGGAGGAUCGAGAGGAAGCCGAGCCAGUUGAGGAGACCGGGAAAAAGAAGAGGAAAAAGAAGAAGAAGAACAAGUCCGCGGCGACAGGCACUGAGGCAGAGGUGGAGGUGGAUGGAGUGACUGAGGUGACCAAACAGCUGGAGAAGCAGGCGGUAGAGGACAAAGAGAAGGAAGAGGAGGGCGAGGAAGACGGAGACGACGGAGAGAACUCUGCAGGGAAAAAGAAGAAGAAGAAAAAGAAGAAGAAAGGAACCAAAUGUCAGACUGAUCCUCCAUCUGUGCCCAUCUGUGAGCUCUACCCAAAUGGAGUAUUCGCCAUUGGGCAGGAGUGUGAAUACCCUGUCGUUCAGGAUGGCCGCAGCGCGGUGGCACGCAUGACCAACGAGGAGAAGCGAGUGCUGGAUAAAGCUAACGAGGAGAUGUGGAACGACUUCAGGCAGGCGGCCGAGGCCCAUAGACAGGUCCGCAAGCACGUCCGCAGCUUCCUGAAACCCGGCAUGACAAUGAUUGAAAUUUGCGAGAGGUUGGAGGACUGCUCUCGUAAGCUGAUCAAGGAGAAUGGGCUGAACGCCGGCCUGGCCUUCCCCACUGGCUGCUCCCUGAACCACUGUGCUGCCCACUACACUCCCAAUGCCGGAGACACCACCGUCCUGCAGUACGACGACGUCUGCAAGAUCGACUUUGGCACUCACAUCAACGGGCGAAUCAUUGACUGUGCCUUCACUGUCACAUUUAACCCAAAGUAUGACAAGCUGCUAGAGGCUGUGCAAGACGCCACCAAUACAGGAAUCAAAAACGCAGGCAUUGAUGUGCGUCUGUGCGACGUUGGAGAGGCAAUCCAAGAGGUGAUGGAGUCCUACGAGGUGGAGCUUGAUGGCAAAACAUACCAAGUGAAGCCGAUCCGAAACCUGAACGGUCAUUCAAUCGGUCAGUACAGGAUACACGCCGGAAAGACAGUGCCCAUCGUUAAAGGAGGAGAAGCAACGAGAAUGGAGGAGGGAGAGGUGUACGCCAUCGAGACGUUCGGCAGCACAGGUAAAGGCGUGGUCCACGACGACAUGGAGUGCUCUCAUUACAUGAAGAACUUUGAUGUCGGCCACGUCCCCAUCAGGCUGCCGAGAGCGAAGCACCUGCUGAACGUGAUCAACGAGAACUUCGGCACGCUGGCGUUCUGCCGGCGCUGGCUGGACCGCCUGGGUGAGAGCAAGUACCUGAUGGCCCUGAAGAACUUGUGCGACCUGGGCAUCGUGGACCCCUACCCUCCGCUCUGUGACACCAAGGGCUGCUACACCGCUCAGUUCGAGCACACCAUCCUGCUCAGGCCCACCUGCAAGGAAGUGGUGAGCAGGGGCGAAGACUACUGACACCCCCACCCCCACUUUAAAACGCCACCAGACCACCCCCCCACCCCUCACUACUACACAGCACCAGUUGGGGAACUCGGAGCUGCAGUGAAGGAUGCCAAAUGCUGCCGUCUUCUACUGACAGUGCACAGUUUUCAAGCAGAGAGAAGCAGCCGUCUGAGUGCUCCACCAUCAACCACAGCUAAAGAAACAAGCCCACACCUUUCUGUUGGAGGGAGCUUUUUUUUUUUUCCAUCAGGACUUUAUUUAGCAAAAUUUGAAAUCUAAGCUGUCGCUUAAUUUAGUGCAACCCCAAUUUUCAGAGAGUUUCUCUCCACUUUUUGAGCCUCCAGUACUUUCAUGCUCCUUUUAAGUGAAGCAGCAAGACUACUGACGGCUUAAAGAAGUGGUCAGGCCUGCAUGCCAGCAUGACCCCGAAGUCUCUGCAGGCUAUUCCUAAUGCGUAAAAGCUCGGGGAGGGGGUGCUGUUGUUGUCAGAUCUUCAUGCAGACACCGGUCACCUGCAGCUGUAUGUUUGGCUUCUGUCGCUACAGGAGGGAACUUUGCACCUUGGCCCUCUGCUCAUCGUUUCUUUGGUAUUUGUAAAGUAUCUUUGAAAUGGCUGCUGCCACUCUAUGUUCCAGAUUAAAAUGCUUCAUUUUCAAA